ACAAUGGAAGGACUGCAGAUCCUUGUGCUCCUCGUCCUUACCCAGAUAAGCCUCACCGGCUCCAGCCCUCCGCGUGAUCCGGUAGCCUGCAGCGACGGCACCUCCAACUGCACCAUCAGCAACGCAUACGGCUCCUUCCCGGACCGCAGCAUCUGCCACGCGGCCAGCGUCGCCUACCCGCGCAGCGAGCAGGAGCUCGUGGCGGCCGUGGCGGCCGCGGUGGCGGCCAAGCGUAAGGUGAAGGUCGCCACGAGGUCCUCUCACAGCUUCCCCAAGCUGGCCUGCCCGGGCGGCAGCGACGGAACCAUCGUCAGCACGCGGUGGCUCAACCGGACCGUGCGGAUCGACGCCGAGAAGCGGCUCAUGACGGUAGAGAGCGGCAUGCUCCUCAGGGACCUCAUCUACGCAGCCGCCGGGGCAGGGCUCGCGCUGCCUCACUCGCCAAUCUGGUACGGCCUCACCAUCGGCGGCGUCCUGGGCACCGGCGCCCACGGCAGCUCGUUAUGGGGCAAAGGUGGCGCCGUGCACGAGUACGUCGUGGGGCUGAGGAUUGUGACGCCAGCACCGGCGAGCCAGGGCUUCGCCACGGUGAGAGAGCUCGGCACAGGCCACCCGGACCUCGACGCGGCCAAGGUAUCGCUCGGAGUCCUCGGCGUCAUCUCUCAGGCUACGUGGCAACUGCAGCUACUGUUCAAGCGGUCGGUCUCAUACGUGAACCGCGUGGAUUCCGACCUGGCGGAGCAAGUGGCCGCGUGGUGUUACCUCCACGAGUUCGCCGACAUUCUGUGGCUGCCGCAGGACGGCAAGGUGGCCUACCGCCAGGACGACCGUGUCGACGCUUCGGCGCCGGGCAACGGCCUCAACGACAUGGUCAUCUUGCGGCCAUACUCAGUUGCCGAACUCGUCGCCGAAAGGGUCCAAGAGGAGCUCCUGGAGGCGAACGGCUCAGACGCCGCCCGGUGCUCGGCGGUGCAGACGGCGGUGGCGCAGAUGGAGAUGCAGGCCUACGGCCUGACCAACGACGGCGUCUCCUUCACGGGGUACCCAGUGGUAGGGUACCAGCACCGGAUCCAAGCGUCCGGGACAUGCCUCGACGGCACGGAGGACGACGUGCUCCAGUCCGUGUGCAUCUGGGACCCUCGCAUCCGGGGGCCCUUCUUCUACGACUCCAGCUUCAGCGUCCCGCUCUCCCGGGUAGCCGCGUUCGUCGCCGACGUGCAGAGGCUCCGGGACAUCAACCCACAGGCAUUCUGUGUGCUCGGAGCCGUGGGCGUGUGGAUGCGCUACGUCAGGGCCUCCACCGCCUACCUCGGGAAGCCGGAGGACUGCAUCGACAUCGACCUCCUUUACUACCGGAGCUACACGAGCGGCACGCCACGGGCGCACGCCGACGUGAUCGACGAGAUGGAGCAGAUGGGGCUGCUCAAGUACGGCGGCGUCCCGCACUGGGGCAAGAGCCGCAACUUCGCCUUCGACGGCGCCAUCGCCAGGUUCCCCAGGGCCAGCGAGUUCCUCAAGGUGAAGGACAGGUACGAUCCGGAGGGGAUAUUUUCGAGCGAGUGGAGCGAUCAGGUGCUGGGCGUCAAAGGAAGCCCAAGCAUAGUGGGGAAAGGCUGCGCCAUUGAAGGGCUCUGUGUCUGCUCCGAUGACUGGCACUGCGCGCCAGAGAAAGGCUACCUCUGCCGGCCGGGGAAGGUGUACACCGAAGCGAGGGUUUGCGCGUUCGUCGGCGACGAGCGCUCCAGCUUCGUUGACGUUCUCUGAAACGUCGUCCUAGCCAACGCUGCUUUCUUCUAGUGAUUCUUUGCAUGCAGGGAGAAUGACCUGCAUAUGUUGAGUCUUUAAUUUGGCUGUCUAGUAGAAGAUGGUUUAGGCCAGUCUUAGUGGGAGUGUCAUCGACACAGUUACCAAGACUGGAAACUUGAGAACUGUGCCGGUGGAUUGUUAUGGUGAUGACACUCCUCUUACAUUUUAGACACUCAUUCCUCCUCUCUCCUCAUACUAUGGUACAUGUUAGCAAAUUUAAUGUCUGUGAUACUCCUAUAAUACUCUCACUGAGAUUGGCCUUAUGGUCUGAACCUGUA
Messenger RNA from Panicum virgatum (switchgrass), 2084 nucleotides. RefSeq names its product L-gulonolactone oxidase 5-like. Gene Ontology annotation, molecular function: D-arabinono-1,4-lactone oxidase activity; FAD binding. The record is from RefSeq and is a predicted model, not a curated record. The transcript has 4 exons. Gene Ontology annotation, cellular component: membrane. Bases 4 to 1764 code for a protein of 586 amino acids. NCBI's taxonomy places the organism in Eukaryota, Viridiplantae, Streptophyta, Magnoliopsida, Poales, Poaceae.